CCUUGGGACGUCCGGGAUCAAAGGCCAUUGUAAUUGAAAUGGUUGAGGUAAGGGUUAGGAUAAGGGUAGGGGUUAGGUUACGGACGUCCUAAGAAUACCGUAUAGCACUAACCAUUAUUGUCACGAAGAGGAUCAACUGUCAAUUGGGCUGGAGGUUCUGUAAGACCCGCCCUAUGUGCUCGACAUUUUGUAUGUGCGUUUAUAUAUAACAGUGCAGGACUGGCAAACCAACUCUGGUGUCCAUACUUUGAAGAGACAGAGGGAGGAAGGACACACAGUGUGACACGCGAAGCCAUCUCUCAUCAUCCUCGGUUGAUAUUUGCCUUUCGGAUCUACAGUCGCACAAUAGAAAAUACGCAUUUACCAAGAUGCCCAAGCCACUGACAGACCAGGAUAAGAGGAAGCAGAUAUCUGUGCGGGGGCUUGCAGGAGUGGAAAAUGUUUCAGACCUUAAGACCAAUUUUAAUCGCCAUCUCCACUUUACGCUGGUAAAGGACCGAAAUGUGGCGACCAAAAGGGACUACUACUUCGCCUUGGCCAACACUGUCCGCGACCAUCUGGUGGGCAGAUGGAUCAGGACGCAGCAGCACUACUAUGAAAAAGACCCCAAACGUGUGUAUUACCUGUCCCUUGAGUUCUACAUGGGGCGCACCCUGCAGAAUACAAUGGUGAACCUGGCUCUGGAGAAUGCAUGCGACGAGGCUACCUAUCAGUUGGGCCUGGACAUGGAGGAGCUGCAGGACAUUGAGGAAGAUGCCGGCCUGGGAAAUGGUGGCCUUGGACGGCUCGCCGCCUGCUUCCUAGAUUCCAUGGCGUCUCUGGGACUGGCAGCUUACGGCUACGGCAUCCGCUAUGAGUUCGGCAUCUUCAACCAGAAAAUUGUGAAUGGCUGGCAGGUAGAGGAGGCUGACGAUUGGCUGCGCUACGGCAACCCCUGGGAGAAGGCCCGCCCUGAGUACAUGCGACCCGUCCACUUCUACGGCAGAGUGGAGCACACCCCCGAGGGUUUGAAAUGGGUCGACACACAGGUAGUGUUGGCCCUUCCUUAUGACACCCCGGUCCCUGGCUACAGGAAUAACGUUGUGAACACCAUGAGACUGUGGUCUGCCAAGGCCCCCUGUGAUUUCAACCUGAAAGACUUCAACGUGGGUGGCUAUAUUCAAGCUGUGCUGGACAGAAACUUGGCUGAGAACAUCUCCCGUGUUCUGUACCCCAAUGACAACUUCUUCGAGGGCAAGGAGCUGCGUCUGAAGCAGGAGUACUUUGUGGUGGCGGCCACUCUGCAGGACAUCGUCCGUCGCUUCAAGUCCUCCAAGUUCGGCUCCACUGAGGUUGUGCGCGUUGACCUGUCCACCCUACCUGACAAGGUGGCCAUCCAGCUGAACGACACCCACCCUGCCAUGGCCAUCCCUGAGCUGAUGAGGAUCUUGUUGGACACAGAGCACCAGACAUGGGAGAAGGCCUGGGACAUCUGUACACGUACCUGUGCCUACACCAACCACACCGUCCUGCCUGAGGCUCUGGAGCGCUGGCCCACCGACCUGCUCCAGAACCUUCUGCCCAGACACCUGGAGAUCAUCUACGAGAUCAACCGCCGUCACCUGGAGCGCAUCGCUAAGCUCUACCCCGGGGACCAGGAUCGUCUGCGCCGCAUGUCCCUAGUGGAGGAGGGCGACCAGAAGAAAAUUAACAUGGCCCACCUGUGCAUCGUGGGCUCCCACGCCGUCAACGGAGUGGCCCGCAUCCACUCGGACAUCCUCAAAGCAACUCUGUUCAAGGACUUCUACGAGGUGGACCCCCACAAGUUCCAGAACAAGACCAACGGGAUCACGCCCCGACGCUGGCUGGUCAUGUGCAACCCUGGGCUGGCUGAAGUCAUUGCAGAGAGGAUCGGUGAGGAUUACAUCCGCGAUCUGGACCAACUGAAGAAGUUGCUGACGUUUGUGGAUGACGACUCUUUGAUUCAUGACAUCGCCAAGGUCAAACAGGAGAACAAGCUGAAGUUUUCUGCCUAUCUCGAGGAGCACUACAAGGUGAAGAUCAACCCCAACUCCAUGUUCGACGUUCAAGUCAAGAGGAUCCACGAGUACAAGAGGCAACUGCUCAACUGCCUGCACAUCAUCACUCUCUACAACCGCAUCAAGAAGGAGCCCAACAAGAAUUGGACCCCCAGGACUAUCAUGAUUGGAGGAAAGGCUGCCCCUGGGUAUCACACGGCAAAGCUGAUCAUUAGGCUGAUCACUGCCAUCGGAGAGAUUGUCAACCACGACACUGUGGUGGGAGACCGCCUCAAAGUCAUCUUCCUGGAGAACUACAAGGUCACUCUGGCCGAGAAAAUCAUCCCUGCGUCCGACCUGUCUGAGCAGAUCUCCACAGCUGGCACUGAGGCAUCUGGCACUGGCAACAUGAAGUUCAUGCUGAACGGAGCGCUCACCAUCGGCACCAUGGACGGAGCCAACGUAGAGAUGGCCGAGGAGGCUGGAGAAGAGAACCUCUUCAUCUUCGGCAUGAGGGUGGACGACGUGGACGCCAUGGACAAGAGUGGAUAUGAUGCCAUGGACUACUACAACCGCAUUCCUGAGCUGAAGCAGGCUAUGGACCAGAUCGCUGGUGGAUUCUUUAGCCCCGACCAGCACGACCUCUUCAAGGACAUUGUCAACAUGCUGCUUCACCAUGACAGAUUCAAGGUGUUCGCUGACUACGAAGCUUACAUCAAAUGCCAAGAGAAAGUCAGUGCUCUCUACAAGAACCCUAAAGAAUGGACCAAGAUGGUGAUCCACAACAUCGCUGGUUGUGGUAAAUUCUCUAGCGACCGCACUAUCUCCCAGUACGCCCGGGAGAUCUGGGGCAUGGAGCCCAGCCUGGAAAGGAUCCCUGCCCCAGACGAUCCUCGCCAAUAAACCCCAGCCCUAAAACCAACCUCUGGUUUUUCCACAGCCCCAGCUUCUGGUUUUUCCACAGCCCCAGCUUCUGGUUUUUCCUCUGGCUAUUCCACAAGAAAACCAUUUCAACAUGAGAAAUGGUUUAGAAACCUGAAAGCUCCCUGUAACUAGUACAUUUUCAUUGUGUCAUUUCAUUGUGGUCAGUAUUAGUUGAUGAUUGACUAUACAUGUAGCAAUCCCUGUCCGGCUACGUGAUGGCCAAUAACUGAUACCACUUUCAACCUCGACAUUCAGCAUUAAAUUUCUCAAUGGGCUAAUUCAAAAUCAGCAUUCACCUUCUCAAUGGGCUAAUUCAAAUCAGCAUUCACCUUCUCAAUGGGCUAAUUCAAAUCAGCAUUCACCUUCUCAAUGGGCUAAUUCAAAUCAGCAUUCACCUUCUCAAUGGGCUAAUUCAAAUCAGCAUUCACCUUCUCACAUGCACCAGCAAUGCAUAGUCAACUGGCUUGUGCAACAUUAAUAUCAUCAAUAACACUGUUCACCAUCAUUUAAGCUAACAUGGUCAGAGAAUACACCCUUUAACAGUUAGUGGGGUCAACAAGUAGCUGGACACCUCACCACUGUCUAAUGGUACCAAAACCAUGUCUUCCAAGACUGAGACAUGAUGGGACAUAGAGACUUAUCAAAAUAAAGUAUUCAAAAUAAGCACGUUCUUCUCACAUAGACACUGUGAUUCUACACUACUGAUUCGGCCUGCCAAGGACCACCUCUUUAUUCAUAUCUGCACCGAAUAACCACUCAAGUUGAAGGGACUAGGUUAACAUGCGUGAUCCUUGAUGUUAUAAAACUGUUUGCUCAAUGUAUGUCUGUCUGUAUGUCGAAUGUAGUAAUUUUUGCGUGUUAUUAAUGCUUGUGUUUUGGGUAGCCCACACACAAUCCUUAUUGCUAAAAUACUUUCUGCUAUAGGCUGUGUUUUGUUUAGAAUGAUCCCAUCAGUAUAUCCUCAAAACGUUGUUCCAGUGUUGGAAAAUGAUCCUUCAUAUAGUGCAACAAACUAAGCCUUCUCUCCUCCACCUUCUCUGCCUAAUACCUCUCUGAGUGACUAUAAUGCUGCCUUAACUAAGCUGUGUGUGUAGUUGUUCAGCCUAAAGUGACCCCACAUUGACUUCUCACUGUUAAGCUGCAAGUCUUUUUUGAUGUUCAGAUAAAUAAGCAUAUCUGGUACAAUAGUAUUUCUCACUGUUUGGAAGUCUUGGACUUAAUGUUAACGCUACUGAAUCACUAGUAAUUGAGUGUGUAGGGUUGAUAAAGAUUGCACAACGUCCAGUAGUUUUCUUCCAUUAGAGAGAUUCUGAAAAGCACUUAAAGCUUCAAACUCUGCAUUCUCUUGUCAAUGUGAAACAACAGUCAAUAAAGGAGACAAAGUUA
Messenger RNA from Salvelinus namaycush (lake trout), 4307 nucleotides. Its product is annotated as glycogen phosphorylase, muscle form. Lineage: Eukaryota; Metazoa; Chordata; Actinopteri; Salmoniformes; Salmonidae. Gene Ontology annotation, molecular function: pyridoxal phosphate binding; glycogen phosphorylase activity. Gene Ontology annotation, cellular component: cytoplasm. Gene Ontology annotation, biological process: glycogen catabolic process. The record is from RefSeq and is a predicted model, not a curated record. The transcript has 20 exons. The coding region runs from base 369 to 2900 and encodes 843 amino acids.